This is a messenger RNA of Hyaloscypha bicolor E, 567 nucleotides long. RefSeq lists its product as uncharacterized. Bases 1 to 567 code for a protein of 188 amino acids. The record is from RefSeq and is a predicted model, not a curated record. The transcript has a single exon. NCBI's taxonomy places the organism in Eukaryota, Fungi, Ascomycota, Leotiomycetes, Helotiales, Hyaloscyphaceae.
AUGGACAUAGUAGCAACUCAACCACUAGCGCUUAUAGCGCCUAUAGCGUCCACUGUGCCUGUGGUAUCUCCUGUAAUUACAGCGCCUACAGUGUCUACUGUACCUGUGGUGUCUCCUGUAAUUACAGCGCCUACAGUGUCCACUGUACCUGUAGUAUCCACUGUACCUAAACAGCUUUCACCGGAUAGGCCAGAGGUUCUAAUGCAAGCCUACUUAGCUGAAAAGACAGCUUGGCUAGCUCAGCACCCUACUGUACGACCAACAGAGUACCGUAAGGCCCGGAAAUGGAAGAACCCACGGCCAAAGGUCUUGAAGGAGCAGUCAUUUUAUAUGCCAAAGGAACGGCGUGAUUUUAAUAGUAAUAUUAUUACUACAAAGGCUAAUUGGACUAAUGAAGAGAUCAUAGUAUGGCUAGAUAAUGAGGAAAGGAAAGAGGAGGAGGAGUAUAAUAAGCUACAAGCAGAGUUUGAUGCCAAUGGUGAAAGGCAUACUGAGAAUGGGCGUAGGGAGAUAUGGGCUAGAAUUGAGGAGGAACAUGCUAGAGAUGCUGAGCGAUAUAUACUAUAG